Candidozyma haemuli is the source of this 663-nucleotide messenger RNA. RefSeq lists its product as uncharacterized. The coding region runs from base 1 to 663 and encodes 220 amino acids. Lineage: Eukaryota; Fungi; Ascomycota; Pichiomycetes; Serinales; Metschnikowiaceae. The record is from RefSeq and is a predicted model, not a curated record. The transcript has a single exon.
AUGAUCCGCUCAAAUUGGAGUCUCCAAAAGGAGGUUCGCCAGAAUGAGCUGAAACAGAAACAGAAGAUCCAGCAGCGGCAGAAACAUCAACAUCAGCUCGAGAAGCUUAAGAGCGUUGAUCCUAUAAGACUAUACUUCCAGAUCGAAAGGCUUGAAAAGGAGAAGAACGAUGAGAAACGGUUGAAACUGCUUAAAGACGAUUGGCUGUUUAUACGGAAACAUAAGCUACAUGCUGAUAAGCUAGAUGGGUUUCUAGAACAGCAGAAACAGAAGAAAGCUAAGAUAGAGAAGGACCAGCGAAGGCUCUGGGGGAAUCAGAGUGUUUACUUUAACCCAGAAUUGAACCCGUUGGGGAAGGUUCCGGCUGGUGAGGAUGGAAGUCUGUUGCCUAACUUGACUGCCCCACUACGCCAUACAACGAAGUACUCUCCUGAUCCGCUAAUACGGGAGUUGGGUAUUGCUUUGCCGGAAGGAGAACCACCUAAGUUUUAUAAAUCUCCCCAGAAUACGAAGAUCGAGAAGAAAGAACCAGAAAAGGCGCCUCCCAAGAAAGAACCUAAGCCUACGCUUAGAGCUCCCAGAAACCUAGAUAUGGACAGUGACGAUGGCUACAGCUCUUCUUCAGGCGACGAACAUACACCCAAAAAGUUACGUGUUCAGUGA